AUAACAGAUUAAUCACGACUUCUGAAUUGUAAAACGGUCAAUUUUCAGUUACUUUAGGCUGUUCAAAGUGAUGGCAUUUAACAUGAAUCGUUUCUUAAUAUUUGUGUAUAUGUGGAGGGUGGUUUAUGGCGUGGCUUCGCAGUGUUCAGUGACUGAAGUAAAGAGUCUCUUGGAGGGCUGCGAUAGACUGACAGGGUUGAAUGUCACCAGCGUUGGAGGAACCAUCGUUAACGACCACAACUGUGAUGUUCUGCUCCCGAAACAAGUUUUUAUGGAAGAGCCGUUGUUUCAGUACCCUUUAGCAGAUUCGAAAAAGUUUUACACCAUAAUUAUGGUGGAUCCAGACGCUCCACCUCAGUUAGAUGGAGAGUUCUAUUUGCAUAUGGUCAAAUCCAAUAUUCCGGGACUCGCAUUGAAAGCAAAAGAGAGCAGUAAGACUGUUGGAAUCGACUAUAGAGGAUACAAGCCGCCAGCGCCACCUCGCGGCACGGGCCCGCACCGCUACGUCAUCCUACUCUAUGAGCAGGCUGACGGCAACAACUUCUUGCCCACCGUGCCUUCAUCACGCCACCGAUUCUCUCUCGCCAAGUGGCUCGUAGGCAAGAAUCUCUGUGGACCAGUCGCCGGCAUUGAGUUCAAGACCGAAUUCUAGAUGGCGCUAGUAGUAGCAAUUCCAAUUCAUACUUGGUACAGGAAAAUUGUGAAAUAUACAAAAUCGUGGUUAAGUUUUUUUCUCUUAUAAUGUAAUGUAACUACGUAGUAGAUAUUAAUCAUAUUAUCUAAGUUAGAGUUAGAUUAUGUGUAAGUUGCAUUUAGUUAUUUUUAUUUUAGCAUUUUAAGUUUGUUUAGAUAUUUCAAUUUUAGUAAUAUUUACUGUUUCGUGUCAUUUAGAAUAAUUAAACAUACAUAUAUAGGGCUUUGAUUUGAUAUAGGUACCUUUUAAGCCCGACAUAAUUGUCUGUAUAAAUAAAAUAUUUAGAAGUUUGUAGAAAGCUAACAUUUAUGUGAUAAAAAUAAAUGAGAUCCAUGGAUAAGUGUUAAAUUCUUGUUAUAAUAUAAAUUGUUAAGUACCACCAAACUGUAGCAUUAUCUAUAAUAAGAAUUAAAUAUUCGAAUAAAUAACA
Messenger RNA from Trichoplusia ni (cabbage looper), 1124 nucleotides. RefSeq names its product protein D2-like. The transcript has 4 exons. The coding region runs from base 71 to 652 and encodes 193 amino acids. The record is from RefSeq and is a predicted model, not a curated record. Lineage: Eukaryota; Metazoa; Arthropoda; Insecta; Lepidoptera; Noctuidae.